UGUUGAGUUGUGUUUAUAUUCAGUAUGAAUUAGAUGUGAAACAUUCUCAGCCCGCUGGUGUAUUUCAGUUUCCUGUUCAAUUUGCAAAGUUAUCACUAGUACACCUCCAGUGAUUAACACUGUAGAAACUUGUGUUCAAAAGAGAUAUUGUGAGAUGGCUUGUUUUUGCACUGAUGUACAAAUGAUGUGUAUAUUUUAAAAUCCUUUAAUUAGACAUGGACAAGCAUCAGCUAGAUGAUGGUUCUAAGGCAGCAAUGGGGACCAUGAAGAAGCAAAAUAAAAAGGCAAAAGACACAAGAAAAAGAAACAAAGAGGCUAAAAAAAGGAAAGAUAACGAGGUAAAAAGAUUGGAAAUGGACCGGGACACAACGGAGAAAGAGAAAGAGAAAGAGAAGAUGGUUGAAGAAAAAAAGAAAGCCGAGCUGAUUUGGAGACUGGAGGAGGAGAGACUGAAGGCUUUGGCAGAAGUGACAGAAACAGACAUGGCAAAGGAACAGAAGGACGGUGAUAUGAAGGCAGACAUAUUGAGGGUGGAAGAACAAGGGAAGAGAGUUCAAGAAAACAGCCAGAAGCAUAAGACAAAACAGGAGCAAGAGACAAUGAAGUUAAAUAUGGGCAGAGAAAGAAUGGAAGAAGAGAUAAAGAUGAUGGAUGCAGAACAUGAUAAAGCCAAUAUGUCAAGGAGACUGGAAGAGAAGAGUAUGAGUGCUCUGGAAGAAGAAGAGGAGAAGAGGAGAGUAAAGGAGGAAGUUGAGACAGAAAUGGUGAAAGGACAUCCCUCCCCUGCAGAAAAGUUAGAGUCUGAUGAUAAAGUCUUGAGAGUCCCUGAAGAAUGUGAAAAAGAAGGAAAGAAAGGCAGGAAUAAAGGCAAGGAGAUCCUGAUGGAGGACAAAGAACCUAUGAUGAAGCCCGAAAAGACAGCACAUGCAAAUUCAGAGAAUAUUCUACUGAAGUCACCUUUACAAGGAGAUCACCUCUCUCCCAUUGUGGAAAAGGUGACAUCAAAACCUUUGGCACCAUUACAAGACAUGUGCAAGCAUCAGCUAGAUGAUGGUUCUAAUGCAGCAAUGGAUGAGGAAUGCAUGAGGAAGCAAAAGAAAAAGGCAAAAGACACAAGAAAAAGAAACAUACAGGCUGAAAAAAGGAAAUACAACGAGUUAAAAAGAUUGGAAAUGGACAGGGACACAACGGAGAAAGAGAAAAAGAAGAUGGUUGAAGAAAAAAAGAAAGCAGAGCUGAUUAGGAGAUUAGAGGAGGAGAGACUGAAGGCUUUGGCAGAAGUGACAGAAAUGUUGAAAGCAAAAAAAGCUAUUCGAAUGUAAACACUAUCGGAAGGGCCAUCUUCCAAAUAAGAUAAUCAGAGACCUAAGACAAAUGUCAUCAUUCCAGAUACUCACAGAUUCACACAGUAUUUUAUUUGAUCUUCUUUCACAUUUUUUUUUUUUCUAGUGACAGCUAUUUUUGACAAUUUGCCUUGAAGACACCCCACACUCCUAUAAUGAAAUAAACAAAACAUAAAGUAUGCUUGGGCAAAAAGGUAGUUUUAUUGUCAUGUUUUAAUAUGACUAGAACAGAGCAUAGAAUUAGAUAGAGUCAGAUGUCAUUAGACAUCCCAAUCGAGAGUCAAAAUCCAAUCCAAAAAGGGUCAACCUAGAGCAAAUAAUAAAUCAAUGAGGAUUCAGGAAUCAUAGUAAAAAAGGGUCAGACAAAAGUCUGAAUAAACCAGAACACAAGACUUCACAAUGACAGAGAAAAGAGAAGUUUAAAUACACUGGCAGACAAGAAAUAGGUGAAGACCCUUGACAUGACAAGGUGAGUGGAAGAGUCCAUUAGAAAGAUGAGGGGAGCAAUGAGUUUCAGUUGCAGUCAUGACAGAACCCCUCAGGACAGGCUCUAAAGCCGAAAAACAUUUUCCUGAGGUGCUUUUCCACUGGGAACGUCCCAGGUGGAGCAA
This is a messenger RNA of Clupea harengus (Atlantic herring), 1954 nucleotides long. RefSeq names its product trichohyalin-like. Lineage: Eukaryota; Metazoa; Chordata; Actinopteri; Clupeiformes; Clupeidae. The coding region runs from base 216 to 1322 and encodes 368 amino acids. The record is from RefSeq and is a predicted model, not a curated record. The transcript is spliced from 4 exons.